This is a messenger RNA of Toxoplasma gondii ME49, 2457 nucleotides long. RefSeq lists its product as hypothetical. The record is from RefSeq and is a predicted model, not a curated record. Lineage: Eukaryota; Apicomplexa; Conoidasida; Eucoccidiorida; Sarcocystidae. The coding region runs from base 740 to 1192 and encodes 150 amino acids. The transcript has 2 exons.
UUCUGGAAUCGGAGCUGUUGUCGGGAAAACGGCUGCACCGUAGCACCCUGAGCACCAUCAAAUCACCUGUAUUGUUGUAUCAGAUUCCUCUGACUUUGUACAGAGAUCCUUGAUUCAAUCCCUUCUGUGAUUGCCUUUUUUUACUGAGCAUCGCAUGCUCACAAUGUGCUCUCCUGUCAUGUCGCCUCUGUUCUUUAGGUGACAUCUCAGUCCUUUUCUGAGGGCUUUACAACGUUCCGGUUCUGUUUGUCUGACGAUUUUUAUAUGUUUUUUUGAGUCGUGGGAAGAACCAGGGGGCUGCUGUCGCCUCUAAGGUGCGCUAAACCUUCUGUUCGCGUGUAGGUCUGUUCGCGGCGGGGCUGGCAAAGCAACCCCGACGGGGAGAAUUUCUGUUAAAAGAGGCGCCGAUUGUUUUCUCUCCUGACUCCUGUGCAUGUCACAUCUUCCCAGGAUCCAUGCUGGGCGCUUUUUCUGUAUUUCUGUGUCUUCCCUAAAUUCUUUCUCUCGACCCCUUCACCUCCCGUCUUCGUGUGUUGUGUCAUAUCUGCUUGGGACGAAGGGGUUGUGGCUGUCGUAGGCUUCUUUCGCCAGUUUUUUUUUUUGCUAUUUCGAACAAAACAGUCGAAAGAGAGAACUGGCAAAGAAGCCAACGCAUGCGAUCCUUGUGCUUGCGGCUGGAAGUUGAAGACCAAUAGCAGGAACGCUGGGUUUCUCGGAGGGUCGAAGUUUCCUGGUUGUCAUGGCGCUUCGCCUUUCCACCCCGCUGCUCAUCGCAGAUCGAGUGCGAACGAGCUGGACAUAUCGGCACUCGCGGUACAGCGGUGGAGUCCGGUUUUCGCUGCCGCGGUUUAUGGUAACGAAGCGGACGUAUUUGUCGACGAAGUUUCGCCGUCCGUCAACCGUCACGAAAUGGGGAAAUCCGCAGUACACGCUUCCCUCAAAUGUCCAGCGAGAGAUGCAGGAAAACAGCGCUGAAGGUGACACGGAUCAGGCAACAUCUGAAGAACUGGGAGGACGGACAGGCAAGAAGGAACUUGGGAGGAACGGGAAGUCUGCAGGGAAAACGAAAAAAGCGGCGGAUACGGCCGCGCAAGAAGUACAACACACGCCCAAAUACUGUGACAUGCUUUUUCUACAUCAGGAAGACCAGCAGAGCAGGCGAAGGCCGCAUGCGAAUUUCUUUUUCCGGUGAACAGACACGGUUCAUCCCCGAACCCCGUCAGCAUGUUGAAAAGACCUUUUCUACAGAUAACGAACGGAGCGCGUUCCGCUGCUUUUGGACAAGAGAAACGUUUUUGCCGCAGAUGGCGCGAGACACAAGUGCCCUCACACAGUCGCAUAUCUAAAUCACCCUGUAGGAGGACCAAGCGUCCUUCAGGAGGUGAAGAGGGCAGAAAACGGAUUUGGAGCCUCUGUGGAGUCGAGUUGAGCCUCAGAAUGCUGGCAAGGUGGUAGAGAGCUUCCUACUGUUUCGUUCUACUGGAGCUUUUUCUCGAGCCAUCACGCAUUUCUCUGGCGAUUGUAGUAGAGUGCACUGACGAACUCAGACCCGACACAGUCUUUAGGUGCUGACUUCAUGUGGACCAGUUCGGACACAGAACCAUUUUGAGCGAGUCAAAAGCUCAUACAGAGUUUCUAUCUUUUGUCCUUUUUUUAAGGGAGUGUUUCGAAACAGGGCGACUACAUGUAUCUCGAAGCCUCCAUUUCCAUCUAAUUUGUGUGACGGAUCUGCACAUGUCUACGUAUACCGAUGGCGAGUCUCUUUCUGGAUCUCUCAAGCUGCACACACCGGUGUCUGCGAACGGGAGAAGCGAAACGAUUUGCACCCCAACAAUCAGCGAAGGAUGAUGGGUACCGUCCGCACAUGCAGUACUGGCCGGUUGAAGCAGGAAGAAGCCUUAACAAGCUACUUUCGCGGCGGAUGUCGGUUUGUACAAAGCAUGUACUGACACGAAAAGUAGUGCAACUGUAGCGCCGAAAUCGGGGAAACGAUCGGCGAUACAGUCUCAUCGGGUGGCAAGCACGAAACAAAAACAAACACGAUAUAUGCCAUCCUCGAAAAUCGUUCAGGUCUUUGAGAACGCUUUCGACAUUGUCCUGAGCGCGCAUCGAUAUCGACAUCGUCUAGCACCAAGGACAACGUAAGGUGACGGCGCAGCAGAGCGUCUGAGAACAACACCGCUACUAUGGACAACUAGUGACUUUCGUUCCGAGGCCCCGGCAAAGGCCGCAACGAAAUUCUGUCGCGGUGUCAAGCUGGACCCCACGAGGUGUGACGCCAGCGGCUUCGAAUCCCUGACAUUUUCUACACUGGAAUAACCGCUGAACACUGUCAGCUUGUCGAUGUCUUGUCAGUCGCAACGUGUGGUAAGAGCACAGAACAACAGAUGCUCAGAGCUGUAAACGGUUCGCGAAUCAACUCUUCAACAUUUCUUUGAAGGAACGGAAUGGGCAGCG